Messenger RNA from Trichobilharzia szidati, 368 nucleotides. Lineage: Eukaryota; Metazoa; Platyhelminthes; Trematoda; Strigeidida; Schistosomatidae. The record is from the annotation of a GenBank genome assembly.
CCUGUGGUAUGGAUGGAACACUGAAUGGAGUGAAUACACUAGAUCUGUAUUGGUCUAUUGGUACAAAUAAAACAGCAGAAUGUGGAUUAUUACCUAACCGUUUAGUGAAACAGUUAAAUGGUUAUUGGGAAGUAGAAAUACUAACAGGCUUAAAUGAUUUAAUCAGUUUAAGCUCUUAUGAAAAUAGAACAAUUAUAACACCACCAAAAGAUUAUCAAGUAUAUUAUAACACUGGUGAAACUGAAGUCAGAUGCAUUCUAAAGAAUUAUGAGGAUAAACGUACAAUCUUUGAGUUUACUAAGAAGGUGACAAUAACUGGUGGGUUAUAUUGUGUUUAUAUAUGUAUGCUUAUAUAUGUAUAUUUAUGA